AUUUUUAUUUGUGUGUCACUAUAUUGAUUAGGGUUUAUUCAAAGUGCAAAACGGAAUUGAAUAUCCUGCUAGUAAUCGAUAUAUUUUCAACUUAGCUAAUAAAAAUACGAGCGCUGUUUGAUGGUCAAGUUCAGAGUUUUGUCUAUUUUUAACAAUAUCAUAACAAAUCACUGGGCUAUUCAUACUAUGUGCAUAAAGGCAAAAUAUAGUUGCUGGCCAUUUAAUAAGGGUUUGCGGUAGGUGAAGAUUCGAAAUAUUAUAUAAGCAGAGAAAAAAAUAUGUAUAAAGUGACCAGUGAAAUAUAUGGUGAAACCGACUAUAGCUCAAUCAAAGGUGACAAUGGCAGGGUAUUAUCCAAAUUCAAAUUCAAAUAUCCAACGGAGGAUGAGAAUGUAGUAAUCCAAAAUGAUACACUUGUUGACAAAGAUGGUGACCUAAUAGUGAAAAGAAAAGGAGCAUCCACAAGAGAUGGUGUGAUUACCAUUGAACACUCGGAAGCCACAGAAUUGCGCUUGGUUGGACUGCAAGUGUGGCGUGGUGCACUGUUAUUAGCUGAUUAUAUCUUUCAUAAACGUAACGAAUUUCGUGACAAAUUUAUUUUGGAGUUAGGUGCAGGCGUUGGAUUGACAAGUAUCGCUGCAGCUCUCUAUGCGCAACAGGUGGUGUGUACGGAUGUGAAUGUUGGUGGCAUAUUAGAUUUAAUACGUGAAAAUGUAAAACACAACUCGAACUUGGUCAAAAAUAACAAUAUUGAUGUAUUGGAGCUAGAUUUUCUAAAGCCUAUACAAGAAUAUUCUGCCGCUCUGUUGAAGGCCAUUGAUGAUUGCGAUAUUGUAGUGGCAGCUGAUGUGAUCUAUGAUGACGAUUUAACCAACGCUUUCAUACGUAUUAUAGAUGUGUUUUUUGAACGUGGGAGAUUAUCGGGAAAAAAUAAAACUGUUUUAAUUGCCCUUGAGAAGCGUUACGUCUUCACACUUACAGAUCUGGAUACAACGGCACCAAUGUUUGAAUAUUUCUUAAAACAAACUAUAAAUAAACCUUGGGUAUUUGAGUACAUCGAAACAAACAGCUUUCCACAAUACUUUGAGUAUGAUCGCUCCAGGCACUUAGUUUUAAUAAAAGUAACUCAAGGCAAAUAAAAUAUAUUUAUAAAAUUAAAUAUUUAUUAACUUAAAAUAGUCAUUAUGAAACAUAAAACCAUACAAUUAAAAUUAAAUAAAAAAUUAUGCAUAAAAACGCUAAAACAAAAUCCUUCAUAAA
This is a messenger RNA of Zeugodacus cucurbitae (melon fly), 1260 nucleotides long. Its product is annotated as methyltransferase-like protein 22. The transcript has a single exon. NCBI's taxonomy places the organism in Eukaryota, Metazoa, Arthropoda, Insecta, Diptera, Tephritidae. Gene Ontology annotation, cellular component: nucleus. The record is from RefSeq and is a predicted model, not a curated record. Gene Ontology annotation, biological process: protein methylation. Gene Ontology annotation, molecular function: protein methyltransferase activity. Bases 279 to 1139 code for a protein of 286 amino acids.